AUGUUUGGCACUGGCUCAAUUUCAACGUCUUCAUCCACCGGGACAGCAGCACCGUCUCUUUUUUCGACCGCUACUCCAGCUGCUUCGUCGACGACAACCCAGGCUCCACUAACCUUCGGUGCGACCUCUUUCUCGACUUCUCUACAAUCUGCUCCCAAACCAGCAGAAACCCCGACGACAACAGCGGCAGAUACAGGUAGCGCAGAUUCGGCAGCUGGUUCGUCUUUGAAACAAUUAUUGGAGAAGGAGGGAUCUGUUGGAUCAGCUUGCUCCCAACUUCUCGCUGGCAUGACUGCUGACACAGAAAUCAGUUUUGCUGACUUGUCCGCGAUAACUCAAAAAAUGACAUUGGAUCUUGCUGCUGAUGAACGAGCUUUUUUGCAUUGCUUGUUAGAGCUGAAUGCCUACGACCGUCAGCUGUGGGAAAAUAUGCAAAGGAUCUCUGACGUCGAUUCGAAGUUGGUAGCUUUAGAAGAAAAGCAGAGCAAAAUGAUAUACAAUAUGGGUUGCAUCACAGAAAAUCAGAAGGCAUUGGACUCUGCCGUUUCCGAAUUAGAGAAGGCCCUUGGGCUACCCGAUUGGACUGAUCAGAAUCACGAUCUUCCUGUAGACGCUUUUUCAGCUACUCCGAGUGAUACUAAGAGACAACAACUCAUGCAAAUGCUGAUUAGCGUCGACUCGCAAAUCAAAGAAGCAGACUGUGAUCUCCAGGAGAUUAUCGACCAGGUGUCUGCUCUUCACAAAUCGAAAACUUCAAUGUCGAAUGUGAAUAAAGCCACUGAAGACCAAGUUGCUCAAAUUUUGAAGAAUCAAAUGGAAACUCUUCUGUAUAUCGACAGUAAAUCAGGAGAACUGGAAGCAAAACUCGAUGAAUUGAAGGAAAUGAACGACGGUCGCAAUACAGCUCUCUUUUUGUGA
Haemonchus placei is the source of this 918-nucleotide messenger RNA. NCBI's taxonomy places the organism in Eukaryota, Metazoa, Nematoda, Chromadorea, Rhabditida, Trichostrongylidae. The record is from the annotation of a GenBank genome assembly.